Messenger RNA from Poeciliopsis prolifica (blackstripe livebearer), 2448 nucleotides. RefSeq lists its product as uncharacterized. Bases 107 to 1933 code for a protein of 608 amino acids. The transcript is spliced from 10 exons. NCBI's taxonomy places the organism in Eukaryota, Metazoa, Chordata, Actinopteri, Cyprinodontiformes, Poeciliidae. The record is from RefSeq and is a predicted model, not a curated record.
AAAUACCUUGGUAUGAGGCGAGCUAAAGGCUAUCAGUGUCGCACGUAGCUUUUCAUCUUAGGUAUCGGUUGGCAGUUGUCCAUAGGUUAUACACUCUCUUCCAAAGAUGGUGCGAACACAUUAUGGACCACCACGCUUGAAGCCCAGACCCUAUGAAGAUUCUCAUCGACACAAUGAAGGAAGUUACAACCCAAACUCAAAGAGUCGACGAGAUGACCAGGGAUAUCCUAACAAGUCCCCUCCUAGCUGGCGAGAAUCCAGAGGCAGAGGACGAGGCAGACCAGCACCAGUGGGCAGAAGGGUUCCUGAAAUGGGACCUCAACGGGAGCCACGAUUUAGUCACUGGAGGUCUCACAGUCAGGAUUCCUUCCAAUCCCACUCUCAUAAAAUGGACCAACAUCAUAGCCAUCGCAGGCAGUCUCCAUUGCGGCUGAACCGUACCCCUCAACAUCGCUCAUCCCCUCAUAACCCUCCACACAUACACCAGAGUCAAAGGGGUCCACCUUUUCACGGCCACCCUUCAGGUCAUAGGUCACCUUCCCCAAGACAUUUUCGUAGCCACCCAGCUGACAGGAGACCAGGAUCUGCGCCUCCCUACCGAGGAUCUUUUAGGGGAUACAGAAGACAGUCAAUUUUUUCUCCUCGAGAUCCUCAUCCAAGAGAAAGAGCCUAUGAACAGUCGGGUCAUGGCAUGAAGCGCUGGAAUGAACCUGGAUCGUUCUCUCAUCUGCACAAUGGAGAGCAUCGGCCCUCUGGGCCACAGAGGAGCCCCAGAGAGGUGCCAGGGAGAGGCUCAUGUACAGAGAGGUGGUCAACUCAACAAGAUUCCAGGAGGCAACGCGGUCCUGUGGAGAGGCAAGGCAGCAGAUCUCACAGUCGAGAGAGGGCACAAGAUGCCCCUCACCCGCCCGCCUACAGAGCCCCCCCAUGGAAAAGCGGCCCUCCACCACCAUCAUCACUCUACAGGAACCUUCCUGAGAGAAAUGUUUCAGGACCCCGCAAGAGGAGAAUAUCAAACAUCAGCAUGCCCUCUUCAGGCCCUGAACCGUAUUGUGGCAACCCGAAGUACCCUAGGAGAGAGAGACCCCAGCUGAUGAGUAUUCCCAGGCCAUUCGGUGGCCCACCAUUCGCCUUUAGGGGUAGAAGUUACCUAACCAGGGGCCGGGGGUUCAGAGCAGCGUCUCUCAUGAGGCUUAGAAUUCCUCCAACUAUAAGACCAAGGCCUCGUUUGGGCGAUAUUGCUGCACGGGGCCAUGUCAGCUCUGUUCUUGCCAUCAGGAAGAGACGUUUCCAGAUGAAGACUGAUCCCUUAAAAAACGAGGAACCGAGAAGGUUGACACCACAACAGUCUCCACCAGAAGAGGAUGACAAAGCCAGCAAAUCUUCAGGAGACUCUGACACAGGAAAAGAACAGGUGGAAUCACGCCGGUCGUUGAGCAAACACAGAUCUUCUCCUAUAGAGAAACGUGAUCUUGUUGUUUUGUCCCACUGGCCUCCGGGACCAAGCUCGUCCAAAGACGGCUCGCCUCUGAAAGGUCAGAGCCCAAAGUCGAGAACAGACCGCAGUUCAGAUGGGGAAAGCACAUCGCAUAGACGCCUCUCAACCGAUUCCAGAUCACCUGAAGACAGAAAACAUGGAUACAUAGAUAAAAGAGUAUUUAGACCCGAUCAUGAGUUGCAUGACAGACCUCAAAGGUUGUCUUUCAGGAGACCAGGACCAAUACAACGGCCCAGAAUUCCUGGUGGUUCAAGGAAUACGGGCCCAGACAUGUCGGAAAAUAUCAGAAGACCUCUGAUGGAGACUUUAGUUCCGCGUCCUUUUCCAAAUCAGAGACCAGUGUUCAGAAAAAGCUACAGCAUCGUGUCUAAAUACCGCAACAUGAGGGUGAUGCGUCAGCGUGCGCCUUACAGUAGACCCAAUCAGCAACGCUAGCGACAAACUGGCACCAAAUUGUGAUUGUGGAGCUGAGAAACACUGAAACCUCUAGUACAGAACUGCUCUAUGAAGGUGGACUGCACAAACCUGUACAGCUUCACCUCAUACCUGACCAGCUUGUAUGUUGUGAAAUUGUCCCUUCUAAGAUGUUAUCCCUGAUGUUUCAUUUGCUUCAUUUAACUACUGCUGUACUCAGUUUUAGAACGUUUCAAACUGUUACCUAUUUUAUAUAUACAUAUAUAUGGUUUGGGAACGUUUGCUUUAAAAGUCCUUGUAAGUCCUGGUUUUACUUCAAAUCUAUCAGUUUUUUUUUUUGUUUACAAGCAGCAAUCAAACAUUUACUUUGAUACAUGACUUUAUAAACUUGUACUGAUCAUGUCAGAGAUUCACUCUAAAUAAAACUAGAAAUGUAACAGUUUUUUUUCACAAAUCUGUUCGAUAUGGACUUGAUAGAUCAGUAUUACUUUGUUUACAAAAUAAAAUAAAGCUAAAAGUCGACAUUGUUCACUCUU